Messenger RNA from Drosophila biarmipes, 589 nucleotides. RefSeq names its product protein spalt-accessory. The record is from RefSeq and is a predicted model, not a curated record. The coding region runs from base 36 to 506 and encodes 156 amino acids. The transcript has 2 exons. Lineage: Eukaryota; Metazoa; Arthropoda; Insecta; Diptera; Drosophilidae.
UCGGAGAUGAGUUUAGUUUGAAAAUUUAAAUCAACAUGAAACUACUGAUUGUCCUGGUUGCCUUAGUGGCUGCUGUUUUCGCCAAGCCUCAAGUAGGACUUGGUGGACGUCCAGGAGGAUUUGGAGGACCUCAAGGAAGACUUGGUGGUCAGGCAGGAUUCGGCGGUCCAGGAGGAGUCGGCGGUCAGGGAGGAUUCGGCGGUCCGGGAGGAGUCGGCGGUCAGGGAGGAUUCGGCGGUCAAGGAGGAUUUGGUGGUCCAGGAGGAGUUGGCGGUCAGGGAGGAUUUGGCGGUCCGGGAGGAGUCGGCGGUCAGGGAGGAUUCGGCGGUCAAGGAGGAUUUGGUGGUCCGGGAGGAGUCGGCGGUCAAGGUGGAUUUGGUGGUCCGGGAGGAUUUGGGGGACCCAACAACGGCUAUGGCGGUGGCUUUAACGAACCGAAUCAUCGGCACCAUGAACGUCAUGAACAUCAUGGACAUCAUAGACAUCCUGAGCAGAAUGGCUGGUAGUUUCCCAAUUUAAAAACCAAAAAUUAAAAAAAAAAUCAAAAAUGCCAAUAAAUCAAAAACAAUUUUUACGUCAUUUAACCGAA